AUGCUUGGUGAAUCUGACGCGAGGUUCCUGGUCGUGGCCAACUUGGGCGAUUCCCAUGUUAUGCUCGGUGAGCUGUAUGACCCGGCAAGCAGCCUGGGGACGGUGGUAAAAUCGUCUACUGAUGGAUGGGAGGGCAUAAUUACACGCAUUGAAGCCGCCGGCGGCAGUGUUGUCCAAAGACAUGGCGCAUUGAGAGUGGGUGGCCUGAACAUGUCGCGAGCGCUGGGCGAUCUCGCAUAUAAGACCCUCUCCAAGGACCAUUCGUCGAUCGGAUGUCCGGAGAGCGAUAGUAGUGAGGUACCGGACGCACCUGGGGUGCAAGAUGGUCUUCUCUCGAGCGAGCCAUUCAUCACGAGGAUGUCCCUUACAGAGCAUGGGACGUACAUCCUGGCGCCGACCUCGGGCGGAGUCACGGACCGGCUAGAGGAUACGGAGAUUCUGAAUCGGCUCUCGGAUUCCUGGUAUGCGGACCCAAGGACUCAGCGAGUGGCUCGCAUUCUGGUGUCCGAGGUGGGCCAGAGACCGGGGAGUGACAAUGCCAGCUGCAUCGCGGUUACUCUAAACGACCCAAAUGCACCCGACGAAUCCAGGCAGGAGGCACGACAGAUGCUGGACCGACUGGGGGACGAUGGGUCUCCGUCCGACCCUGACGACAGGGGCAAAUUUAUCAGCAGAGCUUCCGGAGGCUCGAAUUUCGAUCAAGGUCUUCAUGUGAAAGAUGAGGCUCGGGCGAGCCGGACGCCCACCAUAUCUAUUAAAAUGACUUCCAACCCGAACCCCGGAAACUUUGCCAACCGUCCCCACGAGGAGGUUGAGAAUAUCGCCAGCAAAGGUGGCCAGUCCAGUCAUCAGGGCGGAUUCCACAACAUGGAUCCCAGUAAGCAGCGAGACAUUGCCUCCCAGGGUGGCCAUGCUUCCAGCGGGAGCUUCGAACCUGGCGAUCCCAAGGCCAGAGAGGCUGGAAGGAAGGGCGGUUCCAAGAAUUAUCAGGGUGACCAGCCAGAGGAAUAA
Messenger RNA from Aspergillus affinis, 1011 nucleotides. RefSeq lists its product as uncharacterized. The transcript is spliced from 7 exons. Lineage: Eukaryota; Fungi; Ascomycota; Eurotiomycetes; Eurotiales; Aspergillaceae. The coding region runs from base 1 to 1011 and encodes 336 amino acids. The record is from RefSeq and is a predicted model, not a curated record.